Mercenaria mercenaria is the source of this 7792-nucleotide messenger RNA. RefSeq names its product GRIP and coiled-coil domain-containing protein 2-like. The transcript is spliced from 26 exons. Lineage: Eukaryota; Metazoa; Mollusca; Bivalvia; Venerida; Veneridae. The coding region runs from base 146 to 6454 and encodes 2102 amino acids. The record is from RefSeq and is a predicted model, not a curated record.
AAGGGACAUAACUCCCAAAAAUCAAAAUGUCACAUCCGCGGACACGUCUAUUUCCUUGAAAUAUUCAACCUGCCAGUGUUACUAAGUGUGUUAGAAAGUGAGGUGGCUUGCCUGAUCUGUUGGGAAAAAAGAGAGAUAAGGAAAGAUGGCUGAUGCAGGAGAAAAAGGAGAAGAUAGUUCCUCUCAGGGAGGAAGUCCCGCAUCAAAGCUGGACAACCUACCAAAGGAAGAUCUUCUGAAGUUUGUGAAGAGACAGAUGGUUAAUAUGCAGAAACUGAAAGGGAAAAAUGAUGAACUUGCAAAAAAGAUGGUAGAACUAGAGAAGAAAGGUGAUGGAGGGGGAGGUAAUGAUGUGGAGAAGAAGUUAGCAGAAGUAACAGCAGAAAAGGAAGGGAUAAUGAUGAAUUACCAAGCUGUCCAACUAGAAUUAGAAAAACAGAAAAAUCUUACUGAGGAUUUGGAAAUGGAAGUGAGUGAUCUUAAGGAGCAGAAAGAAGCAGUAGAGGUUCGUUUCACAGCUAUGGAGAAAUCUGACAAGGAGUUACGAGAGCAGUUGGAAUGUAUGAAGAUGAAAGAUGAAACUAUGACGACCACAUUCCAGGUGUUCCAAACAGAGACAGAUCAGCUCGCUAAAGCCAACAAAGAACUGAAAGAGCAAGUCCAGAUACUGACAGAUGCCAGGGAUCAGCUCAUGGAUAAAAUACAAACAUUAAAAACCAGCCAAUCAGAAUCUGCCACUUCUAACGAGGAAGCUUUACUUAUGCUCAAUGAGAAGAACCAGGGUCUCCAAGAAAUGGUAAAAGCCCUGGAAAAGGAUAAGCAGAACUCUGCGAAGGAGUUAGAGGAUUAUGAAAACAGAGUUAAGGAUCUAAAUUCUACCAUGACGGCUUUGCAGUCAGAAGUGGAGCAGUUGAACGGAGAAUCUGAAUCAGGCAAGGUGCAGAUGCAAGAACAAAUGGAGAAAUUUCGCAUCCUUGAACAAGAGAAGCAAGAGUUAGAAACAACAAUGAAUGCAAAACUUGAAGAAGUAACAAAAGGUUCAAACAAAGCGACUGAAGAAUAUGAUGAGAUCAUUAAGAAUUUGGAAGCAUUAAAAACUGAAAAUGAAAAAGUUAAGGCGGAGUUAAAUGAGGUUAUUGAAAGGGAAAAAGAGAGCAGUGCAAAGAACAUUGUACUGACAGAACAGAAUGAUGAGCUGCAAACACAGUUGAUUGAAAAAGAAAAGGAGAAUAAUUCAAAGGAUAAUGAGUUGAAAGAAGAAAACAAGAAACUCUUAGAUGAAUUAAAUAAAGUUAGAGAAAAGGAGAGUGAGUCACAGAAUGACUUAGAGAAGCUGAUGAGAGAGCUAACAGAGGAGUUGAAAAGAGUUCAAGAAGAAUUCGAUAAAAUGGAAGAAGAAUCAAAAAUAGUGAAGGAUUCCUUGCAAACUGAGUCUGAAAAGAACUCAGUUUUGCAAUCUGUUUUACAAGAGACACAGAACCAAGUGAAAGAAUUGACAAAUAGGGAAAAGGAUUUUGAGAACGAAUUGAAAGUUGCACAGGAAAAAUGCAAAGCUCUUGAGGCAUCAGAUCAAGCAAAAGAGUUUGAGUCGAAAGAAAGAAAACUUCAAAGUAUGAUUGAAAAGUUGGAAAAUGAGAUUGAACGCAAAGAAGAUGAGAUUCAUCAUUCUGAAGAAACUAGAGAAAAUCUUAUUUAUGAAAUAAAUGAACUGAAGGAAGAAAAGGAAAUAUCUAGAACUGAAAUUCAAACUAUGCAAGAAAAGGUGAAUGAAUGGGACAACUUAAUGGCUAUACUGAAAGCAGAGAAGGAUCACGUUAUUCAUGAACUUGAUGAAUCAGAAAAGAGGGAACAAAACUUUAGAAAAGAAAUAGACUUUCUUAUGACUUCAUUAAAUGAAGCUUUGAAGGAAAGAGAUACACUUCAGGAUGAAGUUUUCAAACACCAUGAGAAAGAUGGGUCAAUAAAUGAUGAAAUGGGUCACAUGAAAGAGAAGGUGCAAGAGUUAAUUGACGAAAAAUGUAGACUAGAAAAAGAACUUAAUGAGGCAUACUCUUCCAAAGGCGAGUGCUCGGUGGAAAUUCAGUCAUUGAAAUCUAAAUUGAGUAAAGUUUAUGAAGAUAAAGACUCAGUUGAAAGAGAAAAGGAGUCAAUGUCUGUGAUACUUCAACUUGCUCAAGAUAAAGCUGAACAUUUGUCAGAAGAAAAUGCAGCUCUUAGGACUGACUUAGAGCAAGUAGAGGAAUUAAACAGAAAAAUAGAGAGCUUAGAAAAGGAGAAGUGCAAUAUCUGUGAUACAGUAAAAAAGUUGGAAAGUGAGAAAAGUGAAAUUCAGAAAACAGUGAAAGAAAAAGAUACUUACAUUCAGGAAUUGGAAAUUAAGAUUUUGGAUAUGUCAGAGUCUUUGUCAAAGUCCAAGAGAAUGUAUGAAACAAUUAAAGGACAGAUUGAAAAUGAAGAGGCAUCUAUGUCAAAAGUGCAUGAAAAUGAAAUUACAGAAAUGAAACAGACAAUUGAUUUGUUAACGAAUGAAAAAGAUGAAUUACGGAAGGAGGUUGAUUCUAAGAGCAAUUUGGUUGAUGAAAAAGAGAAAGUUGUGAAUGAGAAACAGAAAAAAAUUUCAGCAUUGGAAGAUUUGGCUGAAAAUAAUGAAAAAGAAAUCGAGUCAUUGAAAAAUCAAGUCGAAAGUGUAACAGUAGAGAUUACCUCUCUUCAGAAUCAGAUUGACCAAUUAGAGGAAGAGAAAGAAAGGUUUAAAUCUGAAGUGGCUACUCUUAAUGAACAGUGUCAAAUAAGUGAUAAGGAAAUAAUGGAAGCAAAGUCCAAACUUGAAUCAACAAGUACAAGUCUAAAUGAAAAAAUAAAUGAAAUUCAAGCAGAGAAAGACAAUUUAAUCACAGAUAAACAGACACUUGAAUCACAGCUUCAAGAAAGCAAAAAGCAAAUUGAAGAUUUAACAGCUGAAAUUAAAAAAGUUAAGGAAGAUAAUGAAAAACUAGAUAAUUCUCAAAAAGAAAUGAUUGAAGAGAAGGCUGAAAUUAGUAAAAGAUUUCAGGCCUUGACAGAAGAAAUGGAGAAAUUAAAAGAAGAAAAGGAGCAAAGUGUUAAUGAAAUUGAGACUAUUAAAGCAGAGAGUGUGCAGUUAGUGCAGUCGUCUUCAAGUCAGGCAAGUGAAAUAGAACAAAAGAUUAAUGUAAUGACAAAUGAAAAACAUGAACUAGAGGAGAGGUUAAGUAGUGUAUGUGCAGAGAAAACCCAGUUUGAAUCUUGCAUAGUGGAACUGAGGCAGGAAAAAGAUGAACUUGUUCAGGAGAGAGAUAAAAUAAAGCUAUCUUUAGAGGAACUUGAAAAUCAAACAAAAGAAGAUUUGAGCAAACAGGAACAGGUUGUAGAUGAACUAAACUCUAAAAUUCAGACACAUGAAACACAGUUUAGUAGUUUGACUGAGAAAUGUGUAUCAUUGGAGAAUGAAUUAGGUAAUAUAUCUGAGCAGUUCAAACUUGUUACAUCAGAAAAGGAUGACAUGACCCAUAAAAAUGAAGAUUUAUUGAAUGAAGUUAAAAAACUAACGGAUGAAUUAGGGGAUGUCCAAGCACAAUUGGAAGAAAUGAAAACUCAAACUAGUAAAUUAGAGGAAGAAAAAGUUAAGAUUGGAAGUGAUUUUGAAACUAUAAAAGAAGAAACAGAGGUUAAAAUAAAUAAGAUCAAAGAACUUGAAAAUGAUUUAAAAGAAGUUUUAAGUUCCAGAGAAGAAUUAGAAAAACAGAUCACUGAAAUGAAAUCAUUUGUACAAAAGGAGCAAAAUGAUAAAGAAUCUAGUCUUCAAAGUGAAUUAGAUUGUUUGAAAAAGGAGCAAAGUGGUAAUCAAAAACAAAUUCAAGAACUAGAGAGUAAAGUGGGAACAUUGACUGAAGAACUGAAUAAAGUUACUGAUGAAUUGAACACCAUGUCUGGAAUUAAAGUUGAACUUGAAAGUAAUCUUAAAAUUGUUAAUGACGAAAGUGAAAGAAUCAAAAAUGAUCUGCAUUUGAAAUUAACUGAGCUUGAAAAGGUGAAUCACGAGAAUGAUAAACUGAAAGAAGCAGUCAAGCAGGUGGAAUCUGAAUCUACUGAAAAGGUCGAAAAUGCAGAGAAAACAUACAAAGACCUUGAAAACAAAUUCAAGCAAAUGGAAGAUGAGUUGAAACUCAGAUGUCAAGAGCUAGAAGAAAAAAUUCAAAUGUUAGAAAGAGAGAACCAUGGGAAAGAGCAAGAAAAAACUCAAAAAGCUGAGGAUGUCAAAUCAGAAGUUGAAAAGUUGAAAGCAGACUUGAAGACAAAGGAAGACAUGUGUAACAAACUCAAAACUGUUGCUGUGAAGACGAAAAAAGAGUUGGCAGAUAUAAAAACAAAGAAUGGGAAAGAAAAACAACAACUUGAAGAAAUAACAAAAGAAAGGGACAGCUUUAAAUUAGAUUUUGAGAAGACAUUACAGCAGUUUACAGAUUCCAAAGCAGACAUGGCUGAGCUGAAGGCAGACUUUGAGAAAACCUUACAACAGCUUACAGAUUUAAAAGCCGAAAUAGCAGACCUCAAAGCAGAGAAAGAUGUACUCAUUUCAGAGAAGGAAGCUCUUGGUGCACAGUUAAAGGCUCAGGAGAAGAUAGAUCAAGAGAUGGAGGCAAAUAAAAUACAGAAAGAUGAACUCAACAAGGAGAAACAACAGUUGCAGGAUAAGAUAAAAACACUGGAAGAUAGACAGAAAAGUGAUGAGGAGAAACAAAAAGAAGUGACCGAAGGUCUGCAACAACAAAUAAAGGCAAUGGAGAAAAAGUUGGAAAAUGCUAACAAGGAAGCAAGCCAGAGCAACAUGAUGGACCUUGAGAUAGCAGAUUAUGAAAGAACAGUUCAAGCACUUAAUACACAAGUCAGGGAGAAGGAUAGUGAAAUUGGAGAGAUGAAGACAGAGAUAGAGAGGCUUGAAGAACGAGCAAAAACUCUGCAAGGACAUAUUGAUGCUAUAGAGGAACAGAGAGUUCAGUCUGAGGAGAGAGGGAACAAGUUGAAACAACUACUUGUUAAAGCCAAGAAAGAUUUAGCCGAAGCAAAGAAAAUGGAAACGGAACAGAGAAGUUCCGAUGCUCAGCUCAGAGGUCAGACUGAAAGACUGCAGCAGCAUGUUGAAGAAUUGAAGGUUCAGAUUGCAUCAGUAUCAGCAGAGAAGCAGAGACUUGAAGAGAGAUUACGUAACAAUAGCGACAGUCAGCAGAAGACUAUCAGAUCAUUGGAGUGUCGAUUGACUGCAACACAGGCUGACCUUGACCUUGCUAGGAGUGAACUGACAGCAAGUCAGGAGGAAUAUGAAGGAUAUAAGGUUAGGGUUCACAGUGUUCUGAAACAGCAAAAGACUAAAGGACCUAAUGAUAGCCAAAAUGAGGGUGACAAGUUAGAAAGAGACAGGCUUGAAAGAGUGAUAGAACAACUGAAAGCUAAACUGGAAGAAUUAAAUGACAGUUUGGAGAAUGCUAAGAGAGAGUAUGACAUGUUACAGGAGGAACAUGAUAGACUGGCACAGAGGUAUAACAGGAUAUUACAGGAUCUACAGGAUAAAGAUGAUACAUACAGAAGAAGAAUUGAGGAGAUUGGCAAGGAGAAGUCAGUGGCAGUAUCAGAACAGAUGCAGACAAUCAAGCAACUGUCACUACAGAAUGAAUCUCUUACUCUCUCAUUUAAGGAACAACUGAGAUCAGCCCAUGAAGAUCAUCAUAGAGCUGUUGAACUGUUACAGUCUCAGAUUGACUCGCUCGAUCGUGAAAACCUCCGUCUACAGCGUGAUCUACAAAAUAUGCAGAAAAACGCCAUGUCCCCUCGGCAGAUUGAGAAAGAUAAAUCUGUUACACCCACACCACCAGAGUUUGUUCAAGAUUUCAGACACAUAGAGAGACAGGAGGGAGAAGGAUCAGAGAUUGUAGAUCCAGAACCUUGUCAUCGGGGUAAAUUACCGAAGCCAAGUCCAGGAUUGAUGCCUCUAGAUCAGUUACUGACAGCCGACAUGGAUGAUAACGCCAGUGUGACGAGUUCACAUGUUGAUUUUGAUGUGUUACAAGAUAAACUGAGCAAGGAACAGAAACAUAAUGAACACUUAACUGAGUUGAUGAAUGAAAGUGAAGCAGAUGUCAUGAGAUUAACAGAGCAGGUAAAAAUACUGAAAGAAGAAAUACGAAGACUUGAACGAAAUAUGCAACGGGAAAAAGAAACACAGAACCUUGAAUAUCUCAAAAAUAUCUUAAUGAAGUUCUUGAGUUUAAAAGUUGGAGAUGAAAGAAACCAACUUAUACCAGUUUUAAACACCAUGCUAAAACUUAGUUCGGAAGAGAAAGCGACAUUACAGAAAGUUGCUCAAGGUGAGGAAGCAUCAGAAGCUCAACAACCAGGUGGAUGGGGCUCAUACCUGCAUAGAUGGUCAGGACUAACGUAGACAGAUAUUCUUCUUAUCAUCAUCAUCAUCUUCAACAAAUGGUCAGAUAUGAUUUGAAGACAGUAAAAACUACUUGUUACAAUCUACAUGGAUGGCUAGAUGUACAAGGAUGUUAUUGUAUACAUGUGGUCGGUUAUAAAUUCUGCUUAAUGACAUAGUCAACUCUGAUGGUCUGGACCAACAUGGAGAUGAUAUUCUACACAUAUCAUCAUCAUCAGCAGCAUGAUAUGUCAUCUGUUUAUCUUCAUGUACACAGAUCCUGGACUGUUCUACUAUUGACAUAUGCAGUUUUUCUUUUAUCAAAUGAAAAUAUACCUAAUUGCUAGGGCUAACAUACUGUUAACUUGAUUUAAAAUUUUAUUGUGAUAAUGUUGGUUAAUGCAAUUGAAACCAGUGUUUUACUUGUGUUUUUUUUUUUCUGGAAUACUGGGAUAUAAAGUUACAUUUGACAUUUGUAAUUUGGAAAGGGGCCAAAUCAGUUCAUGAUUUGAAAAUUUAGUCUUUCGUCAGUUGUCACUUUCUCAUUUGUUGUCAUCACAGGUGUUGCAAAAAUUUAUUAGGACUUAGAAAGUUUAUUCAUGAUUUUUUCCGUUUAAUUACACAGUGCUAUUUAUUCAGUAGAUUAAAUAUAGCUGGAAAUUUAGAUGAGCUUGAAGGUAUGCUAUCUGGACCAAAAAGUGCAACAUCAUGUACUGUAAAAUCAGUUAAUUUUGUGGGCUUAUCUUUCAUACUUUUGGUAAAAAAAAAAUUAUUUUUUUUUGGAAAUUAUCAGUUUAUGGGAUUUCAACUGCCGUAGACAAAAUUAAUUGGAAUUUUGCUUCUUUAUUAGGAAUUAAUUUCAUGGAUAAACUCAACUACAAAAUCCACGAAAGUAUAUGUUAAGUGAAACUGUGGGUAAAGUGUAUGUAAAGCAUCUUGAAUUAAUAAUGCUGUUUUGAUGUUAACAUGGUUUGAUCCUUUGGCUGUCACCAGCCGCAUUAUAUCAAGUGUGCAGUGUAUCGUGAAGUUUACACAGAAAUUUUAUAGCAGACCAUCCUCUUAUGCUUAGAGAUAGCCGUUUGAUAUCCAGAUAUAGACUAAUAUAUUCUUGUGGUUUCUCACUGAGGCAAAGAAUUUUAUUUUGGCUGUGUUUGUGGUGAUUUGCAGUGAAUAGUUAAAUGGUUUAUGGUGGAAUCCAGUAUCAAAUUGCUGUACAUUUUGAGAUCCUUUAAAUAUUUAAAGAAUUAGCUUGUAGUCUGUUUAACAGAAAGUGUACUUAUGGAAUUCUGUGUUACAUUGAUAAACACUGUUGAUAUCGGUUGUGGCUUUUAUUGAUGAAAGAAUUUGGUUCAAAUUUGA